Molecule: messenger RNA, 411 nt
Organism: Haliotis rubra (blacklip abalone)
Lineage: Eukaryota; Metazoa; Mollusca; Gastropoda; Lepetellida; Haliotidae
Product: calmodulin-like
Exons: 4
Coding region: 1-411 (136 amino acids)
Molecular function (GO): calcium ion binding
Source: RefSeq, a predicted model, not a curated record
AUGUCGGCCAUGGAACCUGAACUAGACCCUGACGAAUUAUACAGACAGCAUAUUAUAAAGAAAGUGAAGGAUGGGCUGUGUCUAGCAGUAAGCAACGACCAAGUCCGUAUCACGGUCGACAACAUCAACCAUCUCCUCAGUAUCCUCAACAUCAACACCUAUGACGAAGACGUCCUCGACCUUAUCAGGAAUGCUCUCAUUGAUACUGGAGGAGAUAUUGAAACGGACGAUUUCGAAAAGGUUGUCCUCAAAAGCGUCUUGACAAAGGACGAGGAAGUAGAGAAGGCGAUAGAAGAUGCCUACCGUAUCGUAGAUGUUGACGGCGAUGGAGUCAUUACCGCUGCUGACAUAUACCAGUUGAUGUUGGCCAUAGGAGAGAUGAUAAGUGAUGAUGAACUCCUACAUGCUUAA